Protopterus annectens (West African lungfish) is the source of this 699-nucleotide messenger RNA. Its product is annotated as C-C motif chemokine 19-like. The record is from RefSeq and is a predicted model, not a curated record. Bases 119 to 448 code for a protein of 109 amino acids. Gene Ontology annotation, molecular function: CCR chemokine receptor binding; chemokine activity. Gene Ontology annotation, biological process: cellular response to type II interferon; positive regulation of GTPase activity; cellular response to interleukin-1. NCBI's taxonomy places the organism in Eukaryota, Metazoa, Chordata, Ceratodontiformes, Protopteridae. Gene Ontology annotation, cellular component: extracellular region. The transcript has 4 exons.
UGAUUAGUCAUAAAGAGCCAGAGACAGAGAGAGAGAGAGAGAGAGAAUCAGUCAUAGCGACUCAUACUUCUCAUUGUCUGCAGUCUCAGCUAAAAGGAAACAGUAGACAGUAAAAACAAUGAUGAGUCUUAAAACGGUCAGCCUGGUUAUUUUUAUUAGUAUCCUCCUUCUCUGGACCCAUUGCCAGGCUGCUGGAACUGGUAAUAUUGCUGUGGACUGCUGCCUUGAUGUUAGCCAAGCCAAAAUUCCUGUUCAUAUUAUAAAGGACUUUCACCUGCAGACUACAGAUAAUGGCUGCCAGAUACCAGCAGUGGUGUUUAUUACUAAGAAAAACAGACAGUUAUGUGCUCCAGAUAAAUCAUCCUGGGUACUCGAACUCAUGAGGAAAGUGAAGAGAAAUUGUCAGAAGCAAAAGAAACCAUGCCAAGCCCUGAAAAAACAGGCAUAACAAUCGACAUUGGCAGCACUUCAGGAAGGGAAACGUGGCCGAGGUCUUGUAGGAAGACUUUGUCUCUUCUGUCUUUCAUCUUAUCUGUCUCAGGCACAGUAUACUGAUAUAAAACUACAAAUGUGAAUCUAAGAUCAAACAAAUGGCAUAUACCUCCCACGGGCCAGGAGACCAUAUCUUGCAAACAUGGAAUUCUGCAGGGAAUUUAUCCAGCUAUAUAAAUGGUUAAAUAUUCCUCACAUGAUGUGCUA